UCCAGCAAGCCAGAGAGGGUGGUGAGGUUUCAUUCCUUUUUGUUUCCCUUUUUUAAAUUUUGCCGUUGCUUCCAUCAUAAUAUUAAUAUAUUUUUUUUUUGUUUCUCGCUCGCUCACUUUCUCUCGCUUUCUUACUGUCCAAACAGUUUUAUGCUCUCUCUGCUUUCGCUCUUUCUAUGUCUCUUGCUUUCACUCUUUCUAUCUCUAAACACCCUCGCACUUCCUUUUCUCUCACACUUACUCACUGAAAUAAUAUGAGCAGAGUGCGCGUUGCAUUUCACCACCGGUUAUGAAUCCCACCACCGAACCAUCACAACUUCAGCCGCCGCAGCCACCACAGCCCCACCGUCCUUCCACCUCCUGCGAUCGUCAUCCAGACGAACAUUUCACCGGCUUCUGCCCCUCAUGCCUCUGCGAGCGCCUCGCCGUGCUCGAGCCCUCUUCAUCCUCCGCUUCCUCUUCCCGCAAACCCCCCAUUCCUACCACCAGCACCGCCACCGCUGCCCUUAAAGCCAUUUUUAAGCCUUCCGGUGGUACUGGCAGCUCUAAGCCUUCCUUUUUCCCUGAGCUCCGCCGCACCAAGUCUUUCUCUGCCUCCAAAAACGAGGGCUUUUCUGGAGUGUUUGAGCCCCAGAGAAAAUCCUGCGACGUUAGGGUUCGCAGCACUCUCUGUUCCCUCUUUUAUCAAGACGACGAGCGAAAUACUUCUAAAAGGGACUCCUUCAAAGAUCCUGAAAUCGAGUUUGAGUCCAGAAUUUCUUCCUCCAGCGUUCGAGGUCCCGUUUUUGAGUCUAAAGAAGAGGACGAAAUCGAAACCGACACCGAUAAUGAGAGUGGAGUUUUAGACGAGCCCAUUUUAACUGCAAGAAACUCCAACGCUAACCCAAUUGAAGAGAUUAUACAGGAAGAGGAAGCUAUUGUUAUAGAGCCAGAGAAAGUGCAAGAGGAGGAGCUCAAGCCCAUGAAGGACCACAUAGAUCUCGAUUCACAAACCAAGAAGCCUUCUGGGAGGGAUUUUAAAGAGAUUGCAGGUAGUUUUUGGUCUGCUGCUUCAGUUUUCAGCAAGAAAUUGCAGAAAUGGAGGCAAAAGCAGAAGCUCAAAAAGCGGAGGAAUGGUGGGCCAGGGUCGGCCACAUUGCCGGUGGAGAAGCCGAUUGGCCGGCAGUACAGGGAGACCCAGUCGGAAAUUGCGGAUUACGGGUUCGGCAGAAGAUCUUGCGACACGGAUCCGAGAUUCUCGCUCGAUGCAGGCAGGAUUUCGUUCGAAGAUCCUCGCUACUCCUUUGAUGAGCCCCGUGCUUCGUGGGAUGGGUAUUUGAUUGGAAGAACGUUUCCGAGAAUGCCCACCAUGGUUUCUGUGGUUGAGGAUGCUCCUGUUAAUGUUGUUUUAAGGUCAGAUACUCAAAUCCCAGUCGAAGAACCACAGCCAAUUCCCAUGAAUUCCAUCCACGAGGAUGAGACUGUUCCUGGUGGCUCUGCUCAAACUAGGGACUAUUAUUCUGAUUCUUCGUCUAGGAGGAGGAGGAGCCUUGACAGGUCUAACUCUAUUAGGAAAACUGCUGCUGCUGUGGUGGCUGAGAUUGACGAGUUGAAGUCUGCUUCUGCUUCCAAUGCCAAAGUGUCACCAGCAAAUGUGGAUUACUUCCAUGGACCCAAGGUGGUGGUUCCUGACAGGGACUCAAACUCCAAUUCUUUAAGGGACGACUGCUCUGAGACUUUUGAAAUGGGAUUCGGGGACCAGGCAUCAAUAGUGGGGAAUGGUGAAAGGAAGGGGGCCAAGAAGUCCCGGAGAUGGAGUAAGGCCUGGAACUUUUGGGGGUUUAUAUACCGGCGAAGUGUCAACAAAGAUGAGGACGAGGAUAGGUAUAGCAGAGCAAAUGGGGUUGAGAGGUCAUUUUCAGAGUCUUGGCAAGAGCUGAGAGAAGAACGGAAUGGAGAAGUGAGAGGAGCUUUUAAUCCAAAACUUCUGAGGAGCAAUAGCAGUGUUAGUUGGAGGAAUUCCAAUGGUUUGGGUGGUGGAUCAUUUGGUAGUGCAAGAAAGAGCAGUGUUGAGACAAAUGGGCAUGGAAGAAAGAAGAGAGAUGAGUUUGUGUUGGAGAGGAAUAGAAGUGCAAGGUAUUCACCAAACAACAUUGAUAAUGGACUGUUAAGGUUCUACUUGACACCGAUGAGAAGUAGCUGGAGAGGUGGGUGGGGGAAGAGCAAGUCCACUCAUGCACAGUCUAUUGCAAGGAGCGUAUUGCGAUUGUACUGAAUUGAAUUGGAUGGGAGGUCCCUAAAGAACAGGCUAGGACAUAGAGACCAUGUGUGCUUGGCUUUGGAUUCAAUUGGAUUCAAUUGGGCUUUGGAUUCAAUUGGGGUUUCUAUUUUUGUUCUUGUCCUACUGCAUAGAAUUUGCUGAUAGCCUAUAGGUCAAGGCUGCAAGGUUCUCUCGGAGCAUUUUAACCCAAACGAUUGUCAUAUUCUAUAUCCUUUGGGACAAAAAGGAGUCUUGAUGUGAGCUUAUGUCCCCUUUGUUAUUGGUCCCAAAUUAAUGGUCACAGUAGAGGUUUUCCUUCUUCGAGGUUCAGUGGUCAGUCUGACCCUCUUGCGAGACCAUGAGGUUGGUUUGGUCCUUGGCGUUGCUAGGGAAGACCACUUGCAUCUAUCAUUGGGUGAUUUCUACUGUUUAACCUGGGGAAUAGGGAAUAAUAGGUUAAUAAUGGAGACAGAAUAUUAUUGUCAUCCUAUUGUACCUUAUUUGAUGUUCUCUUUCCUCCAAUUGCUUUUUCUUGAGCUUUCAAGAAUUGGAGAUCAAAUUUCAGUGGUUCUAGUAAUUAAAGUAGUUGCCUGAUUAAUCAGGUAACAGGAAGGAAGCAAUGCCUAUACCUGCAGGUGCAGAACAGGAAUAUGGUAGAGCCAGAGACCUGCAGACUGCACUGAAUACAUCAGACUUAGACAUAUACUUUUGGUGUCGAUAUUUGCUGAACAAAGAAAGAAAUAAUAGCUCCAUAAGCUACUGAUGUAGAAGAUGAAAUGCUUUUGUGCAGAAAUCAUAGUUCAGAAUGAUUAAGAUCCUCUUUGUUCUAGUGUAGCGUGCUAUGAUCUCGUGUAAUAUAUUCCCUUCCUCUGUUUCAAAAAUCAUUUGCUCGUGGACACAAUGAGAACUCUCUACUUAUCGUUA
Hevea brasiliensis (rubber tree) is the source of this 3163-nucleotide messenger RNA. RefSeq names its product protein OCTOPUS. The record is from RefSeq and is a predicted model, not a curated record. Bases 290 to 2254 code for a protein of 654 amino acids. NCBI's taxonomy places the organism in Eukaryota, Viridiplantae, Streptophyta, Magnoliopsida, Malpighiales, Euphorbiaceae. Gene Ontology annotation, cellular component: plasma membrane. The transcript has 2 exons.